This is a messenger RNA of Chondrus crispus (carragheen), 459 nucleotides long. RefSeq lists its product as hypothetical. Bases 1 to 459 code for a protein of 152 amino acids. The transcript has a single exon. Lineage: Eukaryota; Rhodophyta; Florideophyceae; Gigartinales; Gigartinaceae. The record is from RefSeq and is a predicted model, not a curated record.
AUGCGUGCUACCUCAAUCAGCUGCAUAUCUUCGCGUCUGCAUGUAUGCGAGUUAAGUUGGAGAGCAUCAAACUUCGCGAGUGAACGUCACUAUCGAUAUUCCUCUACCCUGUUUCCGGGGGUGGUACAGCAUUAUCCAUUAUCUUCAAGUCAAUACUUUACCGAGAGAACAGGCACUUCAUUUUUCACACAUCUCUGCUUCCACCAUGAAGUCUACGCUUUCCUUUGUACGCACAUCAACCGUUCAUUUUCGCAAUCUAUCUCAACGCCACCCUCUUUCCGCACGACGAAUCCGAACAAUUCGUUUAUCAUCUGGUCCCCCACCGAAGGUCAAACCAACCUUCUACAAAAAUCCGUCAAAGGCAAUUCAGAAAGGAGGUGGAUUCUACAUUCCCGGACUUCGAGGCCCUCGUCUGCGUGUCGCUGUUUUCGCGCUAGCAGUGACUCUUCUCGCACUUAA